Molecule: messenger RNA, 1464 nt
Organism: Aspergillus puulaauensis
Lineage: Eukaryota; Fungi; Ascomycota; Eurotiomycetes; Eurotiales; Aspergillaceae
Exons: 5
Coding region: 1-1464 (487 amino acids)
Biological process (GO): transmembrane transport
Molecular function (GO): transmembrane transporter activity
Source: RefSeq, a predicted model, not a curated record
AUGGCACCCGGCAGGAUGCAUUUCGCGCAUAGGGUGUGCGCUUCGAAGCCCUUCAUCUUGGUUGCAGUGAUACUCGCUCUAUUCUGCGACACCUUCCUAUACAGCUUCCCCGUCCCGAUAUUAAGCUACAUGAUCGAGCACCGUCUGCAAAUCGACCCAUCGCAGACCCAGAAUAUAACCACAGCCUUGCUCAGUCUGCACGGGCUUGCAACACUUGUAUUUGCUCCUGUUAUUGCGCACUUCGCCGACAAAUACCCGACACGAAAACUCCCGUUCUUGAUUAGUCUGGCUGGGUGUCUUGUCGCCACACUCUUGCUGAGCUUGACUCCUUCACUCCCGGCUCUUUUUAUAGGACGUCUCAUCCAGGGAAUCGCCGGUGCAGCUUCAUGGAUUGUGGGUUCAGCCACCUUGACCGACCAUAUGCAGCUCGAGAGCCUGGGAAAGCUCUACGGGCUGUCCAUGUCAUUUGUGAGCGCCGGGGUUGUCGCAGGCCCUGCAGUGUCCGGUGCUGUCCUGGAGCUGGCAGGAUACUGGACUGCAUGGUCCAUCCCACUAGGCCUUCUCCUCCUCGAUAUAAUAAUGCGGAGUGCCAUGAUUGAGACUCCCAAAGCACCAUCCCCAACCACCAAACCCUCCUCUCCCACUCCAACUCCAUCCGGAGAACCCAGCGAGGCAUCUGCCCUUCUACUCUAUAACCAGCUAAACAACAUGAACACCAUAGACCCAGAUUACGAACCCUGGCACGACAUCGGCCCAGAACCAGACCCAGACCCAGACCCAGAACCCGGCUUCUACGAAACAAUGCUCACAGACUCCCGCGUCCUCGUCGGUCUCGCCAACACAGUCCUCAGCUCCGCCCUCCUCGCCAGCUUCGACACAACCCUACCCCUGCAUCUCCGCGACACCUUCGGCUGGGGCAGCCUCUCCGCCGGCAUAAUGUUCCUAUCCCUGCAUCUCCCAUUUAUCCUGCUCGGCCCUCUCGCCGGCUGGGUCCGGGACCGCGCUGGACUGCAGUAUCCCACGACCGUGGCCUGGGCGCUUCUUGCGCCGGUGAUGUGGCUAAUUGGUGUUCCUGGGUCUGGGAUAUUCGCGCCAAAGUCGGCGGUUAAUACCGAGACGAUGUUCAUUUUUGCAAUCGUUGUCUUUGGGGUCAUUGUGCCGUUUGUGAGGGGGGUGGGGUUUUUGCAGGUUUCGCUCGUCCUGAACGAAUUCGAAACGAAAGACCCGAGACGGUUCGGUGAAAAUGGAGGCAGCAAUCAGGCCUUUGAGUUGCAGGACAUGGCGCUUAGUACAGGACUGAUGGCCGGUCCAUUGAUUUCGGGGACCUUGGCUCAAAUUGCUGGGUAUUAUUGGGCGAGUUGUGCUUUUGCUAUCCUGUGUCUUCUUUCGGCGCUUGCUUCGAUAUUCUGCCUUGCCGAUAGGCCAGUGACAGGGGGUGGCGGUGAUGACGGUGUAGAUGUUUGA